CUCUGAAAUUGAGUUGCAGAAUCUCUUUGUUUGUUCCCAAUCGCGGCGUAUAGCCUUCUCUUCUAAUAAACCGAAACGUUCCACAUUAUUCAUCGCCUUUAUCACCUUAUUAACUCCAUAGCCGACGUGAAACCAUGAUCUGACAUUGAUUGUGAGUUAUCCAUAUGAAAGGCGAUUUAUUCUACACCUAUAAAAAGGUUAGCUUUCUUCACUUGAACAUCAUCUUCUCAGUCUGUGAAAACACUAAUCUAUAUAUUCCCCUGUGAAAUUGGCUAACUCAUCAAUCUUUUUUUCUGAUCUGGCCGACACUCCUCCACCGUCCAAGUGCGGUUUCUCAGAUUCUGGAAAGCCAGAAAUGUCCGUCGCGAAGCGGAACUGAUGUCUCUUGAUAUGCUUUUAUUGGAUUCAAUGGCGACCCUUAUGCAAGCAUCCGUGAACGUGAGCCGGCUAGCAACUUACAUGCCUUAUCUCCAGGCCGGUUCAAUUCAAUUACACUUAACAAAUAUGAUCAUGGAGUGCAGAGUGUGUUCGACUUUGGCCUUAUUAGAGGUCUUCUUUCAAGAUCACGUUUUGGGUUCAUGUUUGUUGCCAUGCAUGCUGUUACUGGUUCUUAUGCGAGACCAAAUUUUGUCGAUUAUCUUCUUGAAAUUUGAAGGCUGGUCAAUGUACCUCCACCUCGAGGUCGCCUCCUUAGAUUUUGGGAAGCGGUGGCAAGCUCAAGGGUAUGGACAAGAUAAGCUGACGCUCAUGCAAGCCACCACGUCUGAAUACUUACAACAUCUUUCCAAAGCGGGUUCAAUGUACUCUGUCACGGGAUUUGAAGUUACUCGGAGCAAUCUUAACUUCAAUUUAUAUUCAGUAUUGAAGUUUUAAAGCACCAACGGGAAAAGGAAACAACAGAGUUUGGAUGGUCUGAUCAAAGAAAUCUAAUUCUUUGGUGAGUUUGUGUGAAUGGUCAAGGCGAAAGAAGAAGUUGUAGCAGGAACCAUGCAUCAUCUGUCCCUGGAGAUCAUUGAGGCUGGGAAGGAGCUUUACGAAGAAAAAUUGUGGGUGAAGCCAUGGUUGAACUUCAACGAGUUGCAGGAACUCAAGCUUGCCGUUGAUGAUGCCCCCACCAUUACACCCUCUGAUCUUGGCUGAAAAAGAUAACAAUGCAUCUGGCUGGAGGGAAGUUUCAAGAGAUGGUUAAGAAGUGCAACAUGUUUCCUGAUCAUGCCGUUUAUUUUUUUUCUCAGUGAACGUUUAUUUUCUUUUUGCCAAGGUUUCACAAAAAAAGGCUUUAUGUAAACCUAAACUUUUCAUCCUAAUGAUAUUUACAGUGUAGCAAAAAAAAAUUAAUCAUCCUCUUUAGAUAUA
Molecule: messenger RNA, 1356 nt
Organism: Brassica napus (rape)
Lineage: Eukaryota; Viridiplantae; Streptophyta; Magnoliopsida; Brassicales; Brassicaceae
Exons: 7
Coding region: 379-873 (164 amino acids)
Source: RefSeq, a predicted model, not a curated record